This is a messenger RNA of Striga hermonthica, 1101 nucleotides long. The record is from the annotation of a GenBank genome assembly. NCBI's taxonomy places the organism in Eukaryota, Viridiplantae, Streptophyta, Magnoliopsida, Lamiales, Orobanchaceae.
AUGGAUGUCGAGAAAGUUUUCCACAUGAAAGGAGGUCUUGGAGAUGCAAGCUAUGCCAAAAAUUCUUCUCUUCAGAAAAAGACAGCUGAGAGAGUGAAGCACAUAACAGUAGAGAACAUGGAGCAAAUGUAUCUAGGAAUGAAGCCCAAAAGCUUGGGCAUCGCGGACUUAGGCUGUUCUUCGGGCCCAAACACGCUGUCGAUUGUCAAACAGCUGGUGGAUGCCGUCCAGAAUGCAUGCGGCCGCGUCGGGCAUACGGAGCUGCCCGACGAGUUCCGAGUUUACCUGAACGAUCUCCCGACCAACGAUUUCAACACGGUAUUUCGUGCUCUGCCCGAUUUGUAUCGGGAGAUCAAGAAUGGGAUCAGUAACAGUACCGAGGCCCGGCCCAAUAUCUACAUAGCCGGUUACCCCGGAACGUUUUACGGCAGGCUGUUUCCAGACCACUGCUUGCACUUUGUUUAUUCAGCAAACAGCCUUCACUGGCUGUCAAGGGUUCCUCCUGGUAUCUAUGAUGAUGAGGGUGUAUCAAUAAACAAAAACAGCAUAUACAUAACCGAGAGGAGUCCGGGUCGGGUCGGGGAAGCAUAUCUUAAGCAGUUUCGAAAGGAUUUUUCUUUGUUUCUAAAAUCCCGGUCGGAGGAGGUGGUGGCCGGCGGCCGGAUGGUGCUCAUAUUUCUGGCGAGGAGUGGGCCGGGACACGUGGACAGGGGCAACUCUUUCUUUUGGGAACUUCUCUACCAAUCUUUGGCCACUCUCGUUAACCAGGGUUUGGUUGAGCAGGAGAAAGUAGACAGUUAUGACGUACACUUUUACGCGCCAUCAAAAGAAGAGAUAGAGGAUGAGGUGAGAAAGGAGGGGUCCUUUAGAGUGGACCGUGCCGACUUGUUCGAGAUGGAUAAGGAUGCUGGGGACUACCCGAGCUACGGCGUGGCCGUGGCCAGGGCCGUUAGGUCCGUUCAAGAAUCGUUGAUCGUGCAUCACUUUGGGGAGGCCAUAGUCGACAAGCUGGUCGACAUUUACGCAAGAUUGGUCGAUCAAGAAUUGGCCAAAGAAGAUAUUAAUUUCCUCACGGCCCUCCUUGUUCUCACCAAGCUAUGA